UUCUUCAGUGCGCCAGCCCGGGCUACGGACCGCUUUCGCCGUGGCUGUGCAGCGCAGGGAGCUAGCUAGUGGACUUUGUACCGGCUUCGUUUGUUGUAUGUUUUACCUCGGUUUUACAGUGUUUUUACUGCGUUUGGUCGUGGGUUACACCGUAUAAUACUCUACCCGUGAUAUACAGUAUACUGUGACGUUGCACUGAAAUCUGAGGGCUUGCUAUCGCGUUGUUCCAGACCGUUAUACGCUACUGCGGAGGAGAUAUACCGCAUCGAACGGGCUGUGCCGCAAGCUACCAUAUCUGCGUUCACGGAAUAAUUUGUGCACAGCACAGUCAGCCUCCCACCGGAAGUACAGAGCCAGGGAUUCCGGAAGCACAAGCGGGCUGACAAAAUUUUCAUCUCAUUUCAGUCAGAGCAAAGCGAGAGCUGUCAAGUCAAUUUUCCAUCCGGGCCACCGUGCUGAAAUCUACCGCCUAGUACACAGACAGACGCCCGCCCGCCCGGCCUUUUAAAUUCCCAGCGGACUUCCAUUGAACCACAACAACAACCGUACGUCGAGCAAAAAGAUGAGCUCCCGGCUUCGCAAUCCUUUCCGUAGCGCACAGGACCGCAUCCCCGAUCCUGAUGCAGCUAUGGCGCAUCUUCGACCCGCUGUGCCGCCCAAACCGAAACAGGAUCAUACAGAGCAGGCAGGCCAGCUGAUAGGGUUUGCCACCCUCCCCGACCAGGUCCACCGCAAAUCCAUCAAGAAAGGCUUUGAGUUCACACUGAUUGUUGUAGGAGAGACAGGUUUGGGAAAGUCGACCUUGAUCAACAGUCUGUUCCUCACAGACCUGUACAAGGACAAGGUGGUGCCAACUGCUGAAGAGAGAAUAAGCAAGACGGUAGAGAUAAAGAAGUCGACAGUAGAGAUUGAGGAGAAGGGAGUGAAGCUAAAACUGAACGUGAUCGACACACCAGGGUUUGGGGACUCACUUGACUGUUCUGACUGCUGGAAGCAGGUGGCAGACUUCAUCGAGGCGCAGUUUGAGCAGUAUUUCCGAGACGAGAGCGGUCUGAACCGUAAGAACAUCACCGACAACAGGGUCCACUGCUGCUUGUACUUCAUACCUCCCUAUGGACAUGGGUUGAGACCGUUGGACAGAGAGUUCAUGAAGCGGCUUCAGGACAAGGUCAACAUCGUCCCUGUCAUUGCCAAGGCCGACACCCUCACUCCCGCAGAGGUUAAAAAGCUCAAGGCAAAGAUUAAUGAGGAGAUAGAGAAGUGUGAGAUAAAGAUUUACCAGUUUCCAGACUGUGACUCAGAUGAGGAUGAGGAGUUCAAGCAGCAGGACGAUGCUCUCAAGGCGUGCAUUCCAUUUGCAGUGAUUGGCAGUAACACAGUGAUUGAGGUGAAGGGAAGACGGGUGAGAGGUCGCGUGUAUCCAUGGGGGGUGGUUGAAGUGGAAAAUCAGGAUCACUGUGACUUUGUCAAGCUGAGAAACAUGCUUGUAAGAACCCACAUGCAGGACCUGAAGGACGUGACCAGAGAUGUCCACUAUGAGAACUACAGAGCACAGACACUGCAGAGAAUGAACAAGGCUGUGUUCCAGAGAAAUAAACUGAAGCGAGACUCCAGCCCAGACUUUGCCAACGUCCAGGAGACAGACAGGAUCAUCCAGGAGAAGGAUGAGGAGCUGCGGCGUAUGCAGGAGAUGUUGGCCCGUAUGGAGCAGCAGCUCGAGGAGCAGAAACGUCAGUCCACUCAGACCACUCCUAAACACCAGCUCGUCAUCUAGGCACG
Molecule: messenger RNA, 1779 nt
Organism: Branchiostoma belcheri (Belcher's lancelet)
Lineage: Eukaryota; Metazoa; Chordata; Leptocardii; Amphioxiformes; Branchiostomatidae
Product: septin-5-like
Exons: 13
Coding region: 563-1774 (403 amino acids)
Biological process (GO): cytoskeleton-dependent cytokinesis; regulation of exocytosis
Cellular component (GO): microtubule cytoskeleton; synaptic vesicle; septin complex
Molecular function (GO): GTPase activity; molecular adaptor activity; GTP binding
Source: RefSeq, a predicted model, not a curated record